AUGGAAUUGGUAUCAUGGAUCGUUGUCUAUCGUCUUGUUGAUUAUCACGAAUGUUUCAGAGUGUAUGACAAUCCCAAUGUCACUGUGCACUUCAAUACAGAGGCGGUGGACCUUGUAAGCAACACCAAAGGACAGAUGUCUGGCAUUUUAAUACGGAAGGUUGAUACUGGGGAGGAAUCUGUGCUUGAGGCAAAAGGGCUGUUUUAUGGCAUAGGCCAUUCGCCAAAUACACAAUUGUUGAAAGGCCAAGUCGAACUUGACCACUCUGGCUAUGUACAAGUUGAGGACGGUACUGCAAAAACUUCAGUUGAAGGUGUAUUUGCUGCUGGAGAUGUGCAGGAUCAUGAAUGGAGGCAAGCUAUAACUGCUGCUGGAUCUGGAUGCGUUGCAGCUUUAUCCGUUGAGAGAUAUCUCGUGAGCAAAGAUCUUCUUAUAGAGUUCCAUCAGCCCAAAACUGAAGAGGUUAAGAAGGAACUAACAGACAGGGACGUUCAAGAGGGUUUUGACAUUACACUUACAAAGCAUAAGGGGCAGUAUGCUCUACGAAAAUUGUACCAUGAAAGUCCAAGGCUUAUAUGCGUAUUAUAUACAUCACCAACAUGUGGUCCUUGUAGGACACUGAAGCCAAUCCUUAGUAAGGUGAUUGAUGAAUUUGAUGAGAAUGUACAUUAUGUUGAAAUUGAUAUAGAGGAAGAUCCAGAGAUAGCAGAGGCAGCUGGAAUAAUGGGUACUCCAUGUGUGCAGUACUUUAAAAAUAAAGAGAUGCUCAAGACUGUCUCAGGAGUCAAAAUGAAAAGUGAAUACAGAGAAUUCAUCGAAGCAAACAAAUAG
Molecule: messenger RNA, 831 nt
Organism: Sphenostylis stenocarpa
Lineage: Eukaryota; Viridiplantae; Streptophyta; Magnoliopsida; Fabales; Fabaceae
Source: the annotation of a GenBank genome assembly